AUGAGUGAGGAGCGGUGGCUCCCUGGCAACGCAGUGGGCUGGCUGGCAUGCGGCGGCCUCUCUCUGCUGGCCAAUGCCUGGGGCAUCCUCAGCGUGGGAGCCAAGCAGAAGAAAUGGAAGCCGCUGGAGUUCCUGCUGUGCACACUGGCGGCCACCCACAUGCUCAACGUGGCUGUACCCAUUGCCACCUACGCUGUGGUGCAACUGCGGCGGCAGCACCCCGACUACGAGUGGAAUGAAGGCCUCUGCAAGGUCUUUGUCUCCACCUUCUACACCCUUACCCUGGCCACCUGCUUCUCUAUCACCUCCCUCUCCUAUCACCGCAUGUGGAUGGUCCGCUGGCCCGUCAACUACCGGCUGAGCAAUGCCAAAAAGCAGGCAGUGCACACGGUCAUGGGCAUCUGGAUGGUGUCCUUCAUCCUGUCAGCCCUGCCUGCCGUCGGCUGGCACGACACGAGCGAGCGGUUCUACGCCCACGGCUGCCGCUUCAUUGUGGCUGAGAUUGGCUUGGGCUUCGGCGUCUGCUUCCUGCUGCUGGUGGGUGGCAGUGUGGCCAUGGGUGUGGUCUGCACUGCCAUCACCCUCUUCCAGACACUGGCUGUGCAGGUCGGGCGCCGGGCCAACCACCGCGCCUUCACCGUGCCCACCAUCGUAGUAGAGGACGCCCAGGGCAAGCGCCGCUCCUCCAUCGAUGGCUCUGAGCCUGCCAAGACCUCGCUGCAGAUCACGGGCCUGGUGGCCACCAUUGUUAUCAUCUACGACUGCCUCAUGGGCUUCCCUGUGCUGGUGGUGAGCUUCAGCAGCCUGCGGGCUGAUGCCGCAGCUCCCUGGAUGGUUCUGUGUGUGCUGUGGUGCUCCGUGACCCAGGCCCUGCUGCUCCCUGUUUUCCUCUGGGCAUGUGACCGCUACCGUGCUGACGUCAAAGCCGUCUGGGAGAAGUGCUUGGCCCUCAUGGCCAAUGAUGAGAACUCAGAUGAUGGGUCCAGCCUGGAGGGUGGCGCACCCCCAGACCUGGUGUUGGAGCACUCUGUCAACCACAGCUAUGGGGCUGACUUUGUGGCCCUGGAUAGGAUGGCCAAGUAUGAGCUUUCUGUGCUGGAAGGGGACCUGCCUCAGCUCUAUCCACUGAGGUCCCUGCAGGAGGACAAGAUGCAAUACCUUCAGGUCCCGCCCACGCGGCGCUUCUCCCACGACGACGCAGACGUGUGGGCUACGGUGCCACUGCCCGCCCUCCUGCCUCGCUGGGGCUCCAGCGAGGAACUGGCCGCCCUGGCGCAGCUCGUGCUGCCCGCGCGUCGCUGCGGCAGCCUGCUGGCCUUCGCCGAGGACGUGCCCCCGUUCCGUCCGCGCCGCCGCUCUGCCGACAGCCUGCUGUCGCUGCGGCCCCUGGACUGCGGCCCGCGCAGCGCCACCGACUCUCCGUCUCGCAGCCCGGGCAGCCCGCGCCGUCGCCGCGGGCCCGGCGCCCGCUCAGCCUCGGCUUCGCUGCUGCCUGACGCCUUCGCCCUGACCGCCUUCGAGCACGAGCCGCAAGCCCUCCGCCGCCCGCCAGCUCCCGUAGGGACUGGUCCUCUCACCGUCCCCGCCGAGCCCCGGGCGACCCCUGGCGGCGGCUUGCAGCCGAGCCCCAGGCCACGCACAGCGGCGUCCCUCGGGCCUCUGCGUUCAAGCUUGAGUGCAUCAUGGGGGGAGCCUGGCGGCUUGCGCGCGGCGGGCGGCGGCGGCGGCAGCACCAGCAGCUUCCUGAGCUCUCCUUCUGAGUCCUCGGGCUACGUCACGCUGCACUCGGACUCGCUGGGAUCGGCGUCCUAG
This is a messenger RNA of Orycteropus afer afer, 1812 nucleotides long. RefSeq names its product G protein-coupled receptor 153 (gene GPR153). Gene Ontology annotation, molecular function: G protein-coupled receptor activity. Gene Ontology annotation, cellular component: membrane. Gene Ontology annotation, biological process: G protein-coupled receptor signaling pathway. The record is from RefSeq and is a predicted model, not a curated record. Bases 1 to 1812 code for a protein of 603 amino acids. NCBI's taxonomy places the organism in Eukaryota, Metazoa, Chordata, Mammalia, Tubulidentata, Orycteropodidae. The transcript has 5 exons.